Penicillium arizonense is the source of this 927-nucleotide messenger RNA. Its product is annotated as ankyrin repeat domain-containing protein. Gene Ontology annotation, cellular component: nucleus; cytoplasm. Lineage: Eukaryota; Fungi; Ascomycota; Eurotiomycetes; Eurotiales; Aspergillaceae. The record is from RefSeq and is a predicted model, not a curated record. The transcript has 3 exons. The annotation marks the transcript as partial. Gene Ontology annotation, molecular function: protein binding.
AUGCUUCGGAUUGUGGUGGUGUUGGGCAAUCACCGCAGCGUUCCCUCGCCAGCUUUAUAUGCCAUCGCGUGGGCUCCUUACCUACCUGGAUGCGUGGCUGGCAUGGAACACGUCCUUGAAACAGUCGUGGCCUGCGAGAAGGGAUAUCAUUCCAGAUCACUGCUGCAAUCAGCUGCACUUGUGACUGUCCAUCGUGGUGACCAGGCAGUGGCGAACAGACUGGCUACUGCGCCAAACAUCAGAGACCUGCCCAACGAGCUUUUGCUGUGGAUUGUGUCGUAUUUGGACGGUAGUGCAUUGUUUGCCCUCGCAAAAUCAUGCAAAGACUUUGAUUUUAAACUGCAGCCCAGCAUCUGGAAAUACAACAUCAAAUUUCAGAACAGCAAUCUAUUGCACUUGGCCGUCAAAUACGACAACGUUGGUCUUGCGGAGGCUUUGCUCCAGCACAACGCCAACAUCAAUGCAUUUUACCGCGGCAAAUCUCCUUUAAUGAGGGCGCUCAAAUACUCGUCCGCUGCUGUGCGUGACCUCUUGCUCAGUCGUGAAGAUCUAGAUAUCAAUAUUCAAAAUCAAGCGCGGGAGAGCGCCCUGUGGUAUGCCAUCCACUACGGAACCUUUUCCACCGUCAAGCGCGUUCUAGAACAACCCAACGUCCAGGUGGACGUCAAGCACAAACAUGGCCGAACGGCGCUCCACCUAGCAGUCUUCGCAGGCCGAAUAGGGCUCGUGCAUCUGCUACUUUCUAGUGGCAGCGACCCUGAUCUACAGGAUGAUUCGUGCCACUCGCCAUGGGACAGGGCACGUCGCUUCAAUAGACCCGCGAUGGAAAUGAUCUUUUCAAACUAUCCGAUGGCCGAAGUAUUUCUUGGUACUCAAUCAUCACAGGAGGCUGAGCUGCCUCUUCACCAAGCAGUAUCCUAUGGGUCG